Selaginella moellendorffii is the source of this 1167-nucleotide messenger RNA. RefSeq lists its product as uncharacterized. The transcript has 3 exons. The coding region runs from base 160 to 936 and encodes 258 amino acids. Lineage: Eukaryota; Viridiplantae; Streptophyta; Lycopodiopsida; Selaginellales; Selaginellaceae. The record is from RefSeq and is a predicted model, not a curated record.
CGAAGCGAGCCAUGGCAGCCGCGACGCGGCAUCGAUGAGGUACGAUCAACCGUGCUCGACCGCAUUCCCAGAUCGCUGCCAGAUAGAAGAAUCUCCGGGAAUGAGCGCGUGAGAGAUCUUUGAGAAACCAGGGCUGCGAUCGAUCUGUAUGUCAUUGGAAUGGCGCAGUGCCUGGCGCACGUCUACUGGUGGCAGGCCGGUGUCCACAGGCACAUAUUCCACUCGCCAGCGUCGAGAUCGUCCAAGAAUUUCUACUCUCAGCUGACAGGUAGCCAGGGUUUGCUGGAGGAUCUCAUGGUGCUGCCGCCUCUAGUGCCGGCAGUUGAUCAGGAGAGCUCCAAGCUCAUCGUUUGCUUCCGGGACGAUGAUUCAGCGAUGCCGCCGGAGCUCCUGGACAGGGACUUGCGAGACUUUGGAGUGAGGACGAACUUACAGAUGAGAUACAGUCCCUGGGCAGUGGACAUGAUCAACGGGAUGGGAACUUGCGAUAAGAAGACACUCAAGAAGAGCAAUGGAGGCCCGUGUGGCGGUGGAAGAGGUCGUGGUGACGAUGGCGAUGGUGGUGGCGAUGGUGGUGGAGAAGGCGACGAUGAAGGAGGAGAGUACGUGUUCCUUCUUCCGGUUCUUACUCUGGCCUUCGCAGCGUUCCAUCUGGGAUACUGCAUCGCGGUGUGGGUGAAAGAUGACAGCCUCGAUGCGGGAUUCUUUCGGACUGGACUCGGCCUCUUUUGCCUCCUCGCGCUCGCCGCUAUCCGCCUAAACUCUGGAGCCGGCUUGGACGCUUAUGUUCUGGGACUUGGAGCGUCCUUGGGCGUCAUGGCCUGGACAGGUGAACGCUGUCUCGUGAAGAAAGAAGGGAGUCCAGCGGGCAUAGUCGCAUUGUUUGCCGCCUCAAUGGCCGUGAUGUUCACUGCAGCUUUAUAUCACAACAUCUAGACAAGGUACGCCAGCAAUUAGAUUGGGUGGAGGCAAGCAAAUGAGCGCGGCCAUGGGCAAUGUUCGUGUGAGAAACGAAAAAGAGGACUGUGUCUUGUCCCUUUCUUAUGUAAAUAUUCUUUGUACACAUCUGGGAGAGACCAGGAUCGUCCAACAAAGAGCUCGUGAAGCUGGAAGUAAUGCUCCUGUCUCCGUUUUUCCUUUUGAGGUACUUGCAAAAGUUUGUUGUUG